AAACUUAACUUAAAGGUACGUGCCGGUGUGACGGGCUUCAACGUCACGUGGCCGCUCAGCUGCGCUGUCAUGUGAUAGAGAAUGUGUGCGCGCGUACAGCGUCUUGUCAGCUAGCGCUCAGGAUGGACUGCAGAGAGUCGGCGUUAUUAGUGUCCGUUCUCCUCCUGGCUUUGGAUUUGUGCUCUGCUCAGAAUUAUGUCCUGAGCGAUGACGGGGGGUUGGGAAGGGUUUUUGAUGGAAUUGGAGGUUUAAGCGGCGGAGGGGCGACGUCUCGGUUACUGGUGAGUUAUGCGGAGCCGUACCGCAGCCAGAUACUAGACUUCCUGUUUAAGCCAAACUUUGGAGCUUCUUUACACAUUCUGAAGGUGGAGAUCGGAGGUGAUGCGCAAACUACUGAUGGAACAGAGCCGUCUCACAUGCGCUAUGAAAAUGAUGAGAACUACUACAGAGGCUACGAGUGGUGGCUUAUGAAAGAGGCCAAGAAGAGGAACCCAAAUAUCACACUCAUAGGUUUGCCCUGGGCGUUUCCCGGUUGGGUGGGCCGUGGCAAGAACUGGCCCUAUGACUACCCGGAUGUCACUGCAACAUAUGUGGUGAACUGGAUCCUUGGUGCCAAGCAGUACCAUGACCUAGACAUUCAGUAUGUUGGGAUCUGGAAUGAGAAAAGCUUUGACAUCAAGUACAUUAAGCUACUGCGAUACACUCUGGAUAAGAGUGGUCUGGAGAGGGUCAAGAUCAUAGCCAGUGACAACCUGUGGGAGCCCAUUGCCUUCUCUCUGCUGCUAGACCCUGAGCUGAGCACAGCUGUAGACGUGAUAGGGGCUCACUACCCGGGUACCACCACAAUAACAGAGGCCCUGAAGACACAGAAGAAGCUGUGGUCGUCAGAGGACUACAGCACCUUUAACAAUGAGGUGGGAGGAGGUUGUUGGGCUCGUAUCCUCAACCAGAACUAUGUCAAUGGACAAAUGACUGCCACCAUCUCCUGGAAUCUGGUGGCCAGCUAUUAUGAGGAUCUCCCAUUCGGCAGGGACGGGCUCAUGACAGCUGAGGAGCCCUGGAGUGGCAAUUAUGUGGUCGAGUCUCCAAUUUGGAUCACGGCCCACACCACACAGUUCACCCAGCCAGGAUGGACCUACCUGCAGACUGUUGGACAUCUGGCACAAGGUGGAAGCUAUAUUGCUUUGACUGAUGGGAAGGGAAAUCUCACUGUUGUCAUAGAAACAAUGACUCACAAUCAUUCAGUGUGCAUAAGACCUCCACUACCUCCCUUUAAUGUAACAUCCCAAAAUGCAACUUUCUGGCUAAAGGGGUCUUUUGCAUCCAUUAAAGAGCUCCAAGUGUGGCGGUCACAGUUUGACUUUAAGACGAACAAGCCUUCCUUUUUUGAGAAACUAAAACCACUGAAGCUUGUAGAUGGCUCGUUUACCCUGAAUCUGGCUGAAGACGAGGUUUACACACUGACCACUGUUAGCACAGGAAGCAAAGGCAGCUAUCCCGACCCACCUCCCUCAGCUCGCUUCCCUAAAGUGUACAAGGAUGACUUUGAUGUUCGGAGCCCACCUUUUUCAGAAGCUCCAUACUUUGCUGAUCAGACAGGAGUGUUUGAGUACUACAUUAACCUGACUGAUCCUGGACCUCACGUUUUCACCUUAAGACAGGUUCUGACAGAAAGGCCCAUCACAUGGGCAACGGAUGCUGAUCAGACCAUUAGUGUCAUCGGAGACUAUUACUGGCAGAACCUGACAGUGACAUGUGACGUCUUCUUGGAGAAGAUGAAUGCUGGUGGUGUGUUCAUAGCAGCCAGAGUGGAUAAAGGGGGACAGUCAAUCCGCAGUGCUAAAGGAGUCUUCUUCUGGGUGUUUGCUGAUGGCACCUACAAAGUUACCAAUGAUCUUGUUGGCGAGACUGUACUCGCAGAGGGACAGUCUGGUACUGAGGUACAUAGGUGGUACACCUUGUCACUCACUGUAAAAGGACAGUAUGCAUCAGGGUCACUGAAUGGAUACCCUCUGUGGAAGAAUGCUGUGGUACUGACCCCAAAGGCUGGCUGGGCUGCCAUAGGAACACGCUCAUUUGAACUGGCCCAGUUUGAUAACUUUGCUUUGGUGGCAGAGUGAUGAAUUAACUUUAAAUCAUGAUUUACACUAUGCUGAAUGUCCUGAUUCAUUUAUGGACGUGAUUAGUACUUUACAGCCGAUAGCUUCAAGCAUAAUAAUCAUGUUGUGUGUAAAAUUUUGGGCAUUGUAUUGACAGAAAUGGGUUAUAGUAUUUAAUUACCAUGUAAUUAUGCAUCACUGUGUUUUUGUUGGAAUGAUCCUGUCAUAUCAAACCUCAGUCCCGAACAGAAACUAAUGUCUUUCUACAGCUCACAGCCAACAAAACACUGGUUUAAGACCUUUCUUUGAAGAGAUGCCAAGACUUCAAGAUAAGGCUGGAAAUGUGUUGGGGCAUAACUUGUAGUGAAUCGUGUGUUUUUAGCACAUCAGAAUCAGUUCAGUUCAGUUCAUUUUUAUUUCAAACAUAUACAUUCACCAACAUUUCAUAAAAUCAUUCCAUGCAGUUGUUUGAAAAGGAGUAGGCAGAAGUAUAUAUUUAUUUAGCCCUACCCCCUCAGGUUUACAUCCUCAUCAUCUAAAUUUGAACAACAAAAACGUAUACAAUGCCUUCAACUUAGAACAUAACAUCACAAAAAAAUAUUUUCUCAUGUUCAACUAAAACUAUAUUUAGGUUUGCUAAUUUGCAGAAGAAAAUAAUCAUCAGUUUGACUGCUGUCUUGGGUUAAUUGCAUUUUCUUCAUUCUUAUACUUAUUUAAAAUUUCUUUUUUGAGUUUUAUUUUAAACUGGUUUAUAUCACUACUGACCUUUAUUUCUUCUUUUAACUCAUUCCUGAAUUUAACACCCGCUAUUGAAAUAGAUAUCCUUUUCAAAGUUUUCUUACUCUUUGUAUUUUUAAAUUCCACUUCCCUCUAAAAUUAUACCUCCCUUCUCUUUCUAAGAACCAUUUACUUAUUUUGAUUGGGAGCAUCCCUUUCCUUGCCUUAUAUAUUAUUUGCAUUGUUUUAAACUUCACCAGAUCCUGGAAUUUUAUAGCUUGUGUCUUAAUAAAGAGUGCGUUUGUGUGAGCCCUAUACCCCUCCUGAUUUAUUAGUGUAAUGGCCCUUUUCUGCAUUAUGAUUAUAGUCUGAAUAUUACUUUUAUAUGUAUUUCCCCAAACCUCUACACAAUAACUCAUGUAUGAUAAUAGUAAAGCACAAUAUAACAUAUACAAUGUUUUCCUAUCCAGAAAUUGUUUUACUUUCCCCAAGACAGCAAUGCCCCGUGCUAACUUUCCCCUCACAUAAGUGAUGUGUGAUUUCCAACAGGCCUUAUGAUCAAUGAUCACACCAAGAAAUUUUAUGGUAUUAACCCUUUCUAGAUAUACAUUAUAAACACAAAUUUCAAUGUUAAUGUUUUUCUUAUAGUUUCCGAAUAACAUAAAUUUUGUUUUAUUUAAAUUUAAGGACAAUUUGUUUCUAUCAAACCACUUCUUUAAUAUCUUUAACUCCUGUGUGAUCACCUCCAAAACCUGUUGAAAUUCCACACCUGAACAAAGUAUAUUGGUAUCAUCUGCAAAAAUUACAAACUUUAGUAUCUUCGAUACUUUACAAAUAUCAUUUAUAUACAUAAUAAACAUUUUCGGACCCAAUACUAAUCCUUGAGGUACUCCACAUUCAAUAUCCAUCAAUUUAGAUUUAAACUCAUUUAUUUGUACAUAUUGCUGUCGAUUCAUCACAUAGCUUUUUAUCCAAUCCAAUACCACACCCCUAAACCCAUAUUUUUCCAGUUUGAUUAUUAGAAUUUUGUGGUCAACAGUAUCAAAUGCUUUUUUUAGAUCUAGAAAGACUCCAAGUGCAUACUUCUUGUUAUCCAUACAUUCUGUUAUUUCUUCCAUUAAAUCCAUCAAUGCCAAAACUGUUGAUCUAUUAUUUCUAAACCCAUACUGGCAAUUCGCCAACAAUUCAUGUUUAUCCACAAAGCUAUCAAAUCUUUUUAGAAAUUGUUUUUCCAGUAUCUUAGAAAACUGGGAGAGUACCGACACUGGUCUAUAAUUUGUAAAACAAUGCUUUCCACCUGAUUUAUAAAUGGGAAUAAUUUUUGCAACUUUCAUUUUUUGUGGAAAAACCCCUUCCUGGAAAGACAAAUUAAAAAUAUAUUGUAGCGGUUUUACAAUACCAUCAAUUACUCUCUUUACCGUUACCAUAUCAAUAUGACAGUCAGUACUUGUUUUGUUCUUAAGUCCACUGACAAUAUCAUAUAUCUCCUUCUCUUCCACUGCUCUUAAAAACAUUGAACUUGCAUUCCUUUCAAUGUUUCCUCCAGUCUCCCUUUCUGUCAUAUCAACCUUUAUUUCCGCAGCCAGUUUUGGCCCUAUAUAUUUACAAAAAAUUCAUUGAAUCCAUUUACUACUUCGUUCAUUUUACUAAUAGUAUUUGUCCCUUCCAUAAAAUACCCAGGGUAGUCAUUAGUCCUUGGUCCAUUUUUUAUUAUACUAUUUAAUACCUUCCAUAUCCCUUUCAUGCUAUCUUUAUUAUCUUCUGACUUUUUGAUGAAGUAUUCUUUUUUACAAGUUCUUAUUAUGUUAGUUAAUUUAUUUUUAUACUUUUUAUAUUUUUUCUCAGAUUCUGUAGUUCUCUUUUUAAUGAAUUCUCUAUAUAAGGUGUUCUUUUUUUUACAGGCACUUUGCAGUCCCUUCGUCAUCCAUGAUCUUCCUGCAUACUUAUCUUUCCUGUUGACUUCAAUGAGUAGGCUGUUUUUCUCUAAUAAGGCCAUGAAUAUGCUUAAGAAUGCCUCAUAGGCUUUAUUGACAUCCUUGUGUUUAUAUACAAUAGUCCAAUCUUGUUUUAUUAACUCAUUUUGAGACAAUGCAUUGUCUUUUCUGUUCUAAUUGUUUUAUAUAUCGUCUUACAUUCAUUUCUAUGAACUUUAUAGCAACAGUCAUAAGUUACAAAAACUGGUAAGUGGUCACUUAUAUCAUUUAUCAAUAUCCUGCCUUUUAUAUUUUCUUCCAUUACAUUUGUAAAAAUAUUAUCUAAUAGAGUUGCACCAUGAGUGGUUAAUCUCGUCGGUCUUGUUAUCAGGGGAAAUAAUCCCAUACAAUACAUUGAAUCAAUAAAUUCUUCAAUACUCUUAUUAUGAUUUGGGUUCAAUAAAUCAAUAUUAAAGUCUCCACAAAUAAACAUUCUUUUCUGAUUCAGAUUUGUAUAUAAGUCCUCCAUAAUGUCCUUAAAAGUCUCAAUCUUUGACCCUGGUGUUCUAUAUAUGAAACUGACAAUCAUAUUUUUCUGUUUUUUCAUAUUUAUUUCCACUGUUAUACAUUCCAUCACUCCAUCUACCACCCUCGUCAUUCUUCUCAUUUUUUCAAACCUUAAAUUUUUAUCAACAUAGAGUGCCACCCCACCUCCUUUUUUAUUAGUCCUAAGUGGAGGAAUUCAUAUCCCUCUAUCUCAAAAUCCUCUUCUUUUCCAGUGUUUAUCCAAGUCUCUGAUAUUGCUAUCACAUCAAAUGAUGGAUUAAACUGUGCUAUAUAUUCUUUAAUAAAUUGAAAGUUUGCAUAUAGAC
This is a messenger RNA of Pelmatolapia mariae (spotted tilapia), 5601 nucleotides long. Its product is annotated as galactocerebrosidase-like. Lineage: Eukaryota; Metazoa; Chordata; Actinopteri; Cichliformes; Cichlidae. The record is from RefSeq and is a predicted model, not a curated record. The transcript has 17 exons. The coding region runs from base 123 to 2120 and encodes 665 amino acids. Gene Ontology annotation, biological process: galactosylceramide catabolic process. Gene Ontology annotation, cellular component: lysosome. Gene Ontology annotation, molecular function: galactosylceramidase activity.